Messenger RNA from Lotus japonicus, 925 nucleotides. RefSeq lists its product as uncharacterized. Lineage: Eukaryota; Viridiplantae; Streptophyta; Magnoliopsida; Fabales; Fabaceae. The record is from RefSeq and is a predicted model, not a curated record. The transcript is spliced from 2 exons. Bases 11 to 814 code for a protein of 267 amino acids.
UAAGUUUAACAUGAGUGUUGUUAGACCUAGAUUAACCCAUGGAUGGAAGCAGUUGAGAAAAGAUUAUUAUCUGCGAGGAACUUGCACUAUAUGGAUGCAUUUGAUUGAGGAUUGUGUUUUUAACAUGUAUAUUUUCAAUAGUGAAGGCAAGGAACUUUAUGUACCUGGCGCUCCUCUUAGAGAUAUUUACAAAUCAGAUGAUGAUGAUGAUGAAUUUUAUAGUAAUCUUCGACAAAGCCUUUCUUCAGAAAGUUCCUUGCUUGAUCAUAUAGAGUGCGAUGGGUAUAUUUCUGCCCAAAGUAGUGGAGUUGUUGCAACAACGGAUCUAACAAUUCGUCAACAACUCGAUGUAGAAGGAGGUCAAGAAGUGCCUGAUGUUGUUGCUGCUGAUAAUGUCGUUGAUGGUGCAGAAAUAGAACCAGAAAUAAUUGAAAAUGAUGAUGGCUUAGUGGAUGGAGAUGUUAUAAUUCCUGUGGCGCCUAUCCCAGAUCCUGGCAUCAUUUUUCAGUGUAUUUUCACAUGCACUCUUACUACAUACUAUGCAACAAAGAGUCAUUUGUAUGUCCCAAAGGAUGCUGCUGCGUAUCUCAUAGAAGCUGGCCUACACAGUUGGAUGUUCGUAGGUCCUAAAAGAAUCCCGUUUGAGUGUCGUAUUCUAAUCAGUUCCUGUCAUCGUUAUGCCAAAAUUGGAAGUGGAUGGAGGUUCUUCUGUGAAGCUAACCAGUUCUCCCCGGAUGACUAUUUACUAUUUCAAUUUACAAGCCCGGAAGAAGGAAUUGCAUACGUGAACUAUGGAGACCAAAUUGACAUUUAGAUAGUAUUGUAAUUGUUAGUGUGUUUCAAUGAAUGGGUUAAAAUUGUAUGGGGUGUUUCUUCAUGUGCCAGAGAAAAAAAAAAUUCUCAUUAUGUUUUGCUCUUAGGCAUG